CGUUCAAACGAUACACGGUGAAAAAUGAGUAUCUCUGAUCCCGUCGUGAGUCUAAACGUCGGCGGCCACAUCUACACAACCGCCCGAUCCACCCUGACCCGAUACCGAGACUCCAUGCUGGGCGCCAUGUUUGGUGGAGACUUUGACACCGCAGCGCGGGACGACCAGGGGAGAUACUUCAUAGAUCGGAACGGCAGGCUGUUCGAACAUGUGCUCAACUUCCUCCGUACAACCCAGCUGGUCCUUCCUGAAGACUUCAAGGAACUCCGUCUGCUCGAGAUGGAAGCUGACUUCUACCAGAUCCAGCCGCUCAUAGAAGCACUGAAAACCCACAAGGCUCGUUUAGAAACCGGCCCGUGUGAUGUUGUUGUUCUUUCUCACAGACACAAUCCAUAUCACCCAUUCUCUGUCGCCGCUAGUAGUAAGGAGGUUAAGGCUAUGGUAAUUGGUUUGUAUACAUGGCAGGUUGACUGUGAAAUGGAUGACAAUAUAGCAGCCUUGCUCGGGAAGCUCCGGGGUAUCGGUUUUAUUUUACAGAGUCACGUUAUUGUUAGAUACAGCGACAACAGUUUGAUGGAGAAAUGUAUCUUAGAACGGAAAGGGUUAGAAAGUCUUCAAGAUAUCAAAUAAGGUUCCGUAAUAGAUCGCAAGAUGUCUACGCCUAUAUGCUAUAGUGGAUGUUAAAAUUCAAUAUCGUCUGAAAAUAUGUUUUUGUUAUAUUCAAGGGAUAAUAUGUAAAUAAUUGAUCAAGUAAUCAUACCCUUACGUUGUCUAUAAUAUUUUGUUUCUAUUAUCUUCUUUGGUAAGUUUCCAAGGCUGACAAAAUAUUUAGUAGGUCGCAAGACUAGAAAAUUAAGUCGUUCAAAAUAUAAAGUCCUGUCAUAGCAAAGAAGCUUGUUAGAAACAAAAUUUCCAUGUACAUGUAAUUGGUCAAGAUGGUUGAACAAAUGACUACAAGCACAGAACAUUAAAUGUUCAAUGUGCAAGGAGUAAGUGUGCGACACAAUGAUUACGUUUAACAACAGGAAUAGCAUUUCGGUAUUUUGUUGUUAUUCACGGUAUUUAUCUUUGUAUAUCAUUUUCCUUGUACGAUUUACAGUAUGAAGACGAACAAAAAUUGAUAUGCGCUCGGAUGCCAUUCACACAAAC
This is a messenger RNA of Branchiostoma floridae (Florida lancelet), 1149 nucleotides long. Its product is annotated as BTB/POZ domain-containing protein KCTD21-like. The transcript has 2 exons. The record is from RefSeq and is a predicted model, not a curated record. NCBI's taxonomy places the organism in Eukaryota, Metazoa, Chordata, Leptocardii, Amphioxiformes, Branchiostomatidae. The coding region runs from base 25 to 630 and encodes 201 amino acids. Gene Ontology annotation, molecular function: protein binding. Gene Ontology annotation, biological process: protein homooligomerization.